Molecule: messenger RNA, 276 nt
Organism: Nakaseomyces glabratus
Lineage: Eukaryota; Fungi; Ascomycota; Saccharomycetes; Saccharomycetales; Saccharomycetaceae
Source: RefSeq, a predicted model, not a curated record
AUGCUUUCCCAAUUGCAAAGCAUGAAAUCAAAAUUAAAAAAAAAAGGAUUUCACUUCUUUAGAGAAGUGAAAGGUGAAACUGAAAUCACAUCCGUUGAUAAGUCUCUACACGCACAAUAUCACAAGCAAAACCCUAUCUUAGUAUAUAUCAUUUUCAACCCAUGGGAAUUAAAAGCUGCACCAGCUACACAAGAAUGGAGGCACUUUGCUGAAUUUGUACCGUACACGUUAUCUCUUGACAGUGAGAACCAUAUAUACCUUACCAUCAGAGCUUGA